Messenger RNA from Nematolebias whitei (Rio pearlfish), 2092 nucleotides. It is a transcript of the gene il12rb2l, whose product is annotated as interleukin 12 receptor, beta 2a, like. The transcript has 14 exons. Bases 17 to 2092 code for a protein of 691 amino acids. Gene Ontology annotation, molecular function: cytokine binding; cytokine receptor activity. Gene Ontology annotation, cellular component: external side of plasma membrane; signaling receptor complex. The record is from RefSeq and is a predicted model, not a curated record. NCBI's taxonomy places the organism in Eukaryota, Metazoa, Chordata, Actinopteri, Cyprinodontiformes, Rivulidae. Gene Ontology annotation, biological process: cytokine-mediated signaling pathway.
UUGAUGCCCAAAUGUGAUGGCCGCACCUACGACGAGGUGGCUGCUGCCCAUCUUGGUGGUCAUCUUACCGUACUGUUGUGUUUCUUUAGGUCCUCCUGCUCUUCCUUAUAAUCUUGACUGCUUUAGACCAUGUGACCAGAAUGACUGCUCAGUCAUAAAGUGCCUUUGGAGUCCAAAUCCACCUCCUGAUAGCUCCACUGUCUACAGCCUUCACUGGGAGCCAGUGAACACAGAUGAUGGGCAAUGGACCGGUGGGAAUAGUUCCCAGGGGAAUAUCGCUCGUGAAAACUUUCGUAGCCACCAAGAACUUCGUGUCUGGGUCCAGGCUCGAAACCAGCACGGUUUUGUCAAAUCUCAAGAGGUUGUCAUCAAUACUGAAGAUAUCAAGAAACCACCCCCUCCUAUAAUCUCAUCAAACCAUCAGGAACCAUUAGAGAUUCACUGGGACUUCACCUGUGAGUUGCAGCUGGAUGAUGGAACCUGUGAAGUCAGGCAUCGUACAGAGGAGGACCAAGACUGGACUAGGUAUGAAGAUGGAUUACAUAGCUACUAUGGAGUUGUGAACCCCAAGGCAGGCACAGUUUUUGAGUUUCAGGUCCGUUGUAGGUGCCACUCAAGUCUGAUGAGUGACUGGAGUGAAAUCUAUAGAACGAGAAGUGCAGAGUCAACUCCAAUCGGAGAAGUGGACGUUUGGGUAGACUGCGUCGUGCCCUCGUCAAGUUUUGACUGUUUUUUGACCUGGAAGAAUCUGUCCAUUUCUCAGGCACACGGACACAUUCUAGGAUAUGACGUUAGAGUUGUUUACCAUAAUGGCACAGUGGAGCUGAUCAACGUGACCACGGUUAAUUCAAGCAGCUGGGUGUACGAUGAAAGGAAGUGGUACCUCACUACGUCUCUGAAAGAUGUGUCAUUUGUCAGUGUUUCGGCCUACAAUGCUUUUAGUGCCACAGAUGCUACUCAUCUAUUUAUGCCAGCAGCACCAGGUCAACAUGUAAAUGAUCAAAUAAUCGAGCUGCAGAUGAACGAGGAGAACCUUACGGUGUCCUGGGAGCCCCCCUCUCUCUUCCCUGACGAUGUGAAACAAUACGUGGUGCAAUACAAAGAGUGUCUGCCUGGCAAAAGCUUCGACUGGAUCAAAGUGGACAAAAACCACACGACAGUUUCUUUUAAAGGUGUAUUUAAAAAGUACACAAUGUACCAAGUUUCAUUGUUUGCAGUGUCAAAUUUAAAUGAAGUCCAGCAGCUUUCAACAGCAACUGGAUAUUCCACUCAAGGAGUUCCCUCCACAGUGCCAUCAUUUAAGGUGUUUUUUCUAGCUUCCACUGAUGUGAUUCUGUUUUGGGAGCCUGUUCCUUACGCCAAACAGAAGGGGGUGAUCCUGUACUACCAAAUAGGAGUUGUAGGCACACAAAAAGUGUACAACGUGAGUGUAAGCCCAGAUCCUGGGAACAUGACGUACAAGCUGACAGGUCUCAGUCCAGCCCAGGAGUACAAGGUUUGGAUCAGAGCAGUGACUUCAGCUGGGCCCGGCUCAAACGUCACCACAACAUUCAAAACAAUGCACUCAGAAGAUUUUGGGUAUUUAAUUCCCAUCCUGCUGCCAACAAUGCUGCUGGUCAUCACAAUCGCUGUUAUUGUUGCACUUUGUGUUUGCAGAGGAACAAAUAAAGUGCUUUCACUUUGUCUCAAUGGGAAAGUGCCAGAUCCUCGCAACAGCCACAUCUUUAAACACAUGAAGCACCAGAUUAAUGAGCCCUUGACCUGGAUCCGCAUUCCCCUCUACGAGCCUAAUCCCAAGAUCUCUCUUCUGGAAGUUGUGGAAAUCAAGUCCAAGGUUUUAGACACUGAUGGAUUCAACAGGCCAGUGAUGGAGAACGAUUGUUCUCAGAUGGACUGCAGAGACCUUCAUAUGGAAGAAACGGUAACAGAAGACCAUAACAGGACAGACCGUAGAUACAGAAGAGAGGAGUACAGCAAAAUGAUUGAUUCAGACGAGGACAGGAAUGAUGAGUUCUCAUCAGAGGAAGAGCAGUUUAUCUCAGAUUAUGAAAGGCACUUCAUGCCCAAUCCUCUGGAAAUACUGCAAAACUGA